Messenger RNA from Cannabis sativa, 1904 nucleotides. RefSeq lists its product as uncharacterized. Lineage: Eukaryota; Viridiplantae; Streptophyta; Magnoliopsida; Rosales; Cannabaceae. The transcript is spliced from 9 exons. The record is from RefSeq and is a predicted model, not a curated record. Bases 152 to 1771 code for a protein of 539 amino acids.
UGCUAUUAAUGUUUAUAUUGAUGCCUCUUUUUUGUUUAUGCAUUGUUUCUUUUGUAUUUAUAUUAUUAUAAGAUAUUUUUGUUUGUUUUAUAUUUAUAUUGUUCGAAGCGUACUUCAUAUGUAAAGGUUUGGAGUUUUGCUACAAGAGAAGAUGACCAUGAAGCUGAAAAACGUCAAGAAGAAUAAAGAGAGCAAGAUACAAGAGACACAAAAAGAUGAACUUCUCAAAGCUAAAAACUCUGUAUUGCUACAAAGGAAGACACGUCGAAAAAUGAUAGUGAGAGACUCUUCUGAAGAUGAGGAAACACUCGGACAAGAGAAAGAGAUAUGUUCCACUAAGAGAAAGAGAUCUCUUAGGAAGAAAGCCUCUCGGUCCAAAACACCCAUUCCAAUAUCUCUUACUCCCAUCUCAAAUUCUCCAACAGUAAAUACUAGGUCCAAAACACCUCAAAUUUCUAUUACAAUGCCUACCAUAGACUCCCCUGCACUAAACACUAGGGGCUCUUUAAGAAGGAGGUCCAUAGGCUCGUCACCUGUUCUUGAUGAUGUUGCUCCCCCUUUAGAAGAGCCUAUGGAAAAGAAAAAAAGAGGUGAAACUAAAAUGACAUCAGUUGCUACAAGUAGUGAGGGUCGAUUACCGGUCAAAUUCAACGCAUUGGGCCAACCAAUUGGAAAAGCAUCAAUUAGCUUAUCCUCAUUUUUGGGACCACUUGUGAGGGAAGUCGUACCAGUAACUUUACCUGAUUGGAGAAAGAUUACUCUUGGAAUGAAGGAGGUUUUGUGGAGAUCAAUUCAGGCACGAUAUAUAGUUGACAAAGAAUGGAAGAAAAACUAUAUAUUUCAGUCCAUGGGUGAUCUUUGGAGAGCUUCUAAAUCAAGGUUGGUUGCUAAAGUCAAAAAAGCGCCAAAUGAACACGAAAGGCUGAAAUUAAAGCCUGACAACAUCAAAACUGUAAUUGAGUGGAGGGCGUUCAUCAAAGAGAAAACCAGUUUGGAAUUUCAGGCCAAAAGUGACAAGUUCAAAGAGAUAAGAAAUAAACGACUUCCCCAUACUUGUAGCCGCAAAGGAUAUGCUCGAUUAAUCGAUGAUAUGAUGAAUAGUAGUGCAAAAAAUGAAGAACCUUCGAGAGUUGAUGUGUGGACUAAGGCACACACAAAAAAAAAUGGAGAACCUGUCAAUUCCUAUGUUGCUGAAACUUUCGAUAUAUUAGGUGAUUCUUCAUUACCUUCUAAGACUCCAAAGGAAAAAGGAGAUCUUCUUUCAAAUAUAUUAGGUCCUGAAAAGGGUUCCUAUGUGAGAGGUUAUGGUAAAGGAGUUACCAAAACUAAGUUAGCAAUUGCAUCGGAAAAAGAAGAACAUAUAUGUAGAAUUGAAAAUGAGUAUAAAGAGUUAAAAGAAAAAGUGGCUGUUAUGGAGCAAUUGAUUAACUCUUUCAUAAAUUCCAAGUCUCAUUCUAACUUGAGCGGAGAGCAGUCCAAUGCACAUAAUCGUCCUACACGGGGUGAUGUUGGAAUUCAAGGCCAAAAGUGCGACCUUUUGGAUUGGACUGGUUCUGGGAAUAUUGUUGCUGUUGGAUAUUUCAUUUCAGAUGAUCCACAAGAUUCAGUUCUUGGUGUUCCUCUUGGACCAUUUGCCAUGAAGGUUGGUGUUGAUUUUGUAAGGGAACCUAAUGCAUUUCUAUGGAGGCCUACUUCAGGAUUAACUUGCAUUGAAGAAAGCGUUGGAAAUAUUAUUGCUUGGCCGGCUGACAAAGUUAUAAUGAGAACUUGAAUUGGUCUCUUAUGUUGAUGAGGUGUAAACAAGCAGUUUGGAAAGGAUUUUACAUUGUCAAGAUAAUGAACGAUGGGAUUCCGCAACAAUGGUGCAAUUUAACUUCAAGAAGAUUAAUGUGGUGUUUGCUUGG